UAUGGGAUAUGUCAACUGGGGUUAGCGGUCGACCAGGUGGUAAAUAGAGGCAUGUAGCAAGUUAUAGCGCACAAUGUAACAAAGAGGAAAAAAGCUGAUGAUAUUAUAUACUCACAAUUUCUGUAGAAAGAAAUCAGAUUGUUUUAGAUCUAGCUAGAAAAUACGUUUUGUUGUUAUGGGUGAUUAACUUUUAAAAAAUAUCGAAAUUUUAAUGGACGCUUUUUAACUCGCGGGAUAGAAGACAGUGUUUAGUAUUUGCUGUCAAAUCAAAAAUCAAGUGCCGGAGGUCAUUGUGGUUUAAAGAACAUGUUGAGGUCAUAUUUUAACGGUGAAGGAUCAGAGUGACAUGAAUGAAGACAGAUGUUAUUCAGUAAAGCGUCAGCCAAUGUAAGAUGUAUAAUGUUGGUUUGGUUAUAUUAAUAUUAAUGGAAAUGUUGACAUGGUGUUACUCCACGGGAGAAAAUAAAGCAGUAAUAUCACAGUGUGAACAAUUGAAUUGUGAAAAUGAGAAUCCGUGUCGAACUAUCUUGUCAAAAAACAACGAUAAUGAACAGAAAGUUGAAUGCUUCUGUCAAGGAAAAUGGACUGGACACAGAUGUGAAUUGGAAAUAAUGUUAAACGCCUCUGUUCUUAAUUCAAAUAGUGUUCAGUUAAAAUUAUUGACUCGCAGUCCCAAUAACGAUGUCGGCAUUGCAAAUUCCGAUUCCAAAUAUACCUUAAUGUAUUGGAGCAAUGAUACGAACCAUGCGUGCUUAAUGGUUCAAGAUCUUGCUUCAACUGCCAACGUUAUAGAUGGCUUGAUUCCGUCAAUGCGGUAUACAUUUUGUUUUGAGACAGGAAUAGUGGACUUCUGCGAGGUAACACGUUACAGUUUGAAUUUACCAGCAAACUGCGUAACGGUUUAUAUGUCACAAACUACCGUCGUUCCGACGAAUUCUACGAUCAUCAUUGGUGUGUCUUUAUCAGCCGUGUUCGCCAUUUUAAUAAUAAUGGUAAUAAUAAGUAUUAUCUUAGUCAAACAACAACAUUGCUUGCCAUUAGAGGUUGUGCUCGAUUCCUGUAAAUGUUUAUCGUGUACUCCAAAGAGAAAUAAAUCAUUAAGGUGUGGUCAUUCAGCACAAACUCGCGUCCUGCUCUCGGAUCCACCUAUUUAUACUGGACCACGUCAAGAUGAGUUAUCUCCCUCUAAAAAUAAAAACGGUAAACGUCCGUCUACAAGAGCCAAAUCCUAUGGUUCUAAAUCGGAAGCGCCUAAAACUUUAACGACUCUUCUUGAGAACACUGAGGCUGUGGAAUUUAUUGAAACAAGUCUUUCAGAACCUUUAGCUCAUCCAUCGGUGUAAUCUAGUCCGUGAACGUAUGUAUGCGAUUUUAUGUGAGCUAUAUUGAUAAAACAAACAAAAACAAACUCAACUUUGAAAACACUACUAAAUGAAUGUAAGUUGUGUCAUGUUUCUGAAACAACUUGAUCCAGUUUACAAAAUGUUACUUAUUUGUGCUUGAUACCGAUAAGAAGUUAUUAUCGAAACGUCGUGCCUGUGUAUAUUGAAGCAGAAAGUCUUGUCUCAGAGAACUGUUAUUAAAGGAUUAUAAACUUCAAUUGAUUUUUCAAUAUACUACGGCGCAAAAUAGUCCCUAUACAUGUAUACUGAUCGUAAGACACAUAGCUUACCAAAGGGUGAGCUAAGGGGUUCGAACAGUCUCUAUAAUGUGUGCUAUACCGGGAAAAUGCUCUGCUUCUUUAACGAACCCUGAUACGCUAUUUAAAUUAAAUAUUAACUGGAUUGUAACUAGCCUGUCAUGAUCUGCCCCCACCCCCUCCCAAAAGAGAAUUCUAAUUGUGUGUCUAAGCUUAAACUUGUAUAUUUAUCUGUCUCAAUAAAACUGAUUUAUGUUGGGUUUUU
This is a messenger RNA of Patella vulgata (common limpet), 1904 nucleotides long. RefSeq lists its product as uncharacterized. The coding region runs from base 393 to 1343 and encodes 316 amino acids. The record is from RefSeq and is a predicted model, not a curated record. The transcript is spliced from 3 exons. NCBI's taxonomy places the organism in Eukaryota, Metazoa, Mollusca, Gastropoda, Patellidae.